This is a messenger RNA of Bacillus rossius redtenbacheri, 2264 nucleotides long. RefSeq names its product protein peste-like. NCBI's taxonomy places the organism in Eukaryota, Metazoa, Arthropoda, Insecta, Phasmatodea, Bacillidae. The record is from RefSeq and is a predicted model, not a curated record. Gene Ontology annotation, cellular component: membrane; cytoplasm. Gene Ontology annotation, molecular function: scavenger receptor activity. Bases 153 to 1739 code for a protein of 528 amino acids. The transcript is spliced from 10 exons.
CGCCGCGCGUCGCUCCUCGCGCCAGCGAUCGCAGGGGCAGGGACGCGCUGACCGCGACCUAGCAGUGGAAGAGGGAACCAGGUCGGGCGAGCAGUGAUCCGGAGCUGUCGCGUGAGGAAGCACAGCCAUUGAGGGAGCAGCGGGAUCCAGCGAUGUUCAAGGCGGGCUGCUGGAAGAAGCUGGUGUUCUGCGUAGGAGUUUUACUGCUGCUCGCUGGCGGCAUCUGCCACCUGUACAUCGACGAGAUCUUCCAGCACACUGUUGUCAAGAUGCUGCAGCUGACUCCGAACGCUGCUCAUUAUGAGGUGUGGAGGAAGACACCUGUACCUCUGCAGAUGAGGAUCUACAUGUUUAACUGGACCAAUGCAGAGAAAUUCGGAGUGGCAGGAGUUAAACCAAACUUUUUGCAGCUAGGACCUUACACUUUCACGGAACAUCAUGAGAAGGUAAACAUCACGUGGAAUCCCAACAACACUGUGAGCUACCGGCAGAUCAGGCGAUGGCAGUUUGACCCCAGCAACUCGAAUGGUUCGCUCAGUGAUCAGGUCACCACGGUGGACCUUCUGGUUGCGACUGCGUCGUACCUGGCCCGCGACUGGGGCUACAUCCUCCAGACGAGCUUAUCCCUCAUACUGGACACGUCUGGCAAGAGACCGCACAUGACCCACACGGUGGGAGAGAUGCUGUUCGAAGGAUACGAGGAGCCUCUCAUUGCCGUCGGCUCCAAGCUGGCUUUCAUUUCCAAGCUGAACAUCCCGUUCGACAAGUUCGGCUGGUUCUACCAGCGCAACGGAUCGGCCUCGUUCGAAGGAACCUACAGCAUCGCCACGGGGGUGGAUGAUGCAGACAACAUAGGCAGGCUGGUAGAGUGGAACCACGCCAACCACACACCGUUCUACCCGGGCCAAUGCGGCAUGGUGAACGGCUCUGCUGGCGAGAUGUGGCCGCCCUUCAGGCAGAAGACCCACACCAUCGCCGCGUUUGUGCCAGACUUCUGCAGGUCGCUCAGCUUGGACUACGCACGGGAGCAGACGGUGCAUGGCUUGCGCGGCUAUCGCUACUCUGCUGGCGCCAGGAACUUUGAUGAUGGGACGUUGUAUCCGGACAACAAGUGCUUCUGCGGGGGGAAGUGUGUCCCCUCGGGAGUGCUGAAUGUGUCCGCCUGCCGCUUUGGUGGGCCUGCGUUCCUCUCCUACCCUCACUUCUACAAGGCUGACCCGUACUACCUGCAGCAGGUGGACGGCAUGGAGCCAGAUCCGGACAGCCACGAAUACUAUGUCACGUUGGAGCCGACAACUGGAAUUCCUCUGGAUGUAGCUGUCCGUCUACAGAUAAAUAUCAAAGUGGAUAGCCACAAAUAUGUGAGGAUGUUCAGGAACGCCUCGACGGGGUACUUGCCGGUGAUGUGGCUGGAAGGCAGAGGUGGCAUGAGCGCAGAGAUGGCGCCUCAAGUGUCGUCGCUGGUCGGCCUGCCCCACACGCUGCACUUGGCGUUCCUCAGCGUGCUGGUGCUAGGGGCUCUCAUCAUCGGCCUGCUGUGCCUGCUGUCCGUGCUGGGGGCGUGCGGCCUGCCUCCCUCGGACCCCGCACCCACGAACACACUGAAAAGAAAACUGCAAUCACUGGACGGCAGCGGGAAGCCUCCCAUACACGACCUGGUAGCGAACAGAGAUCCAGUAAAGUUGCAAAGAUAUCAAGUGACGGAGCAUGUGCCGCUUGUGGAAGAAUCCAUCAGCUGAUGGUUUCAGACAUAUGAGCCAAGGAAACAGAUUGGAAUCACAAGACUGAUAAGCCAUGCACAAUGUGAACAUGCAAGAACUAUGUAACAACUGGGGUUACACGUGAGAGGACAUAAUAAUUUCUGCUCUUCAUGUAUAAGUAAUUUUUUUUUCUGUUGCAUUAGAGAUCCAAAUGUUUUUGCCUUAAUAAGGUGCUUGAAAUCUUUCAAGAUGCCUGUAGUUACUCAUUCAGUAUCGAAAACUACAUAUGUUAAAACCUUAUUUAUUGAAAAAGACAAAUUGUAAGCAAACAUACUAUGAACACAAAAUUGUCAAGGUUCUUAAGAUGUGCCAAAAAAACAACAGUGAUAAUAUGCAUUGUACAAUAAUUUACAUGUGAGUGGUGUAAAGAAAUAUAUUUUGUAUGUUUUUUUUUACAUAAUAUAAUCAACCAACCAGUAUAAUUGUAAUCAUACUAACAAAAAUGGCAAAAUUGCUUAGAUAACCUGGAUGUGAAAAGAGCUUUAUUAUAUUAUAUAGACCCAC